Molecule: messenger RNA, 956 nt
Organism: Rhodamnia argentea
Lineage: Eukaryota; Viridiplantae; Streptophyta; Magnoliopsida; Myrtales; Myrtaceae
Product: transmembrane epididymal protein 1
Exons: 1
Coding region: 72-956 (294 amino acids)
Source: RefSeq, a predicted model, not a curated record
AUAUCUGCAGGAAGGAUUCUGAAAGGACUCCGAACUCAAAAACCCACUCUCUGCCUUUCUCUGGAGGUUCCAUGGGGACUUUUCUUGGGCACUUGGUGCCAGGACUCGCCCUCACCUUGCUUGGAUUAUGGCACAUCGUAAACAUAUCAAGAAACUACCUCCUCAAAGGAUCGAGCAAUUUCAAAUCACGGUUUUGGCAUCCGUUCACUGCCUCUGCCCCCAUAUUCAAGCAUUCCGAGCUCGUGCUCGUGUUCUCAUUCUCUAUUUUCGCGAUCCUCACGCAAGUGGUGGGCUUCCCUGUCAUCCACUUUGCUUUCGAGCUCGAUAGUAUUGAGCACGCCACCAUGUUUCUCCACCUUGCGGUAUUCUCUGGUUUCGCUCUUUUGGCAGAGAUCAACCAUAAAACAGAGACUCUAUCGGGAGUUGUGGGAGUUCUCGCUGCAUCUGUCUUCGGUCAAGAACUUCUCUUGCUUCAUUUCCAUUCCGCUGAUCAUGUUGGACUCGAAGGGCACUACCACUGGCUAUUGCAGCUUGUUGUGCUCGUGUCAUUCGUCUCAUCUCUGGCAGCAACAUGUUUUCCCACCAGUUUCCCGGCAUCUCUAGUUCUUGCCAUUUCCGUGAUCUUUCAGGGUUGUUGGUUCAUAAACAUGGGGUUCUUCCUUUGGAUACCAGAAUUUGUGCCUAAGGGUUGCACCGCACAGUCCAUUCACCCUAGCGGAGAAUUAGUGCACAGUGCAGUGACUUGCAGCUCGAGUGAUGCGGACUCGAGGGCUCGAGCCCUUGCUAACUUGCAGUUCAGUUGGAUACUCGCAGGGAUCUUGUUUUCGACAGGGAGCCUGUGUUUGAAAUUGGCCGGUAAAUGUCCGGAGAGCGGGCAGCAUACAGAGUACGAGCAGCUCCGGUGUAAAGGUGCCGAGUUGCCAAUCUCAUCCUUAAAACAUAGUGUAACUGCUUGA